UAAAAAUGGAAUAUGGAACUGAUUAUAAAGUUUGCCCCAAGUGCUGUGGCUUCUAUUCUCAAAGUGCAUUACGUCAUCAUUUCAAAGUAUGUUCGAAUGAGGUUAAUAAAGGAAGCAGAAAUAUUUUUGUCAUGGGACGUCAAAUUACUGGCAGAAUUCACAAAUCGGCUUGUAAAAUGCUGCGAAAGAUUAUCUUCCCUGUACUUCGAGAAGACAAAGUGGUGCGCUUAAUUCGAUAUGAUUAUUUAAUUAUAGCGUUUGGAAACAAAAUGUGUGAAAAAUAUAGCGUGUAUCAGCAUCAACAUGACAUGAUUAGAGCACGGCUGCGACUACUUGGAAGAUUUUUACAACAAGUAAAAGAACUUGAUAAAAACAUAACAGAUAUGGCUUCUGUUUUUCAUCCCAAGUUUUAUGAGGUUACUAAACAUGCAAUUAAAAUAAUAGCUAAUUUCAAUGAAGACACUAGGACGUACGCAACUCCAUCUAUAAUGACGAGUUUAUUUUCAUUGCUGAAGCAACUUGGUAAUCGUCUCGUUACAUUAACAAUUCAAAUGGAGCAAAAGGAUAAGCAAAUUGAAGUCGAAUACUUUUUAAAGUUGCUAUUAGAGGAUUAUGGAGCAAGUAUGAAUAAGGCUGCUGUCGACACUACUAUGGAUAUCAGAAGAACAAACAAGGAACGCCUAUCUCUUCCUUCUAAACAGGAUAUUUCAAAAUUGACAAUUUUAAUUUUUCAAAUUGGCAAGGAUUGGCAGAAGUUGUCCUAA
Messenger RNA from Leptopilina heterotoma, 764 nucleotides. RefSeq lists its product as uncharacterized. Bases 6 to 764 code for a protein of 252 amino acids. NCBI's taxonomy places the organism in Eukaryota, Metazoa, Arthropoda, Insecta, Hymenoptera, Figitidae. The record is from RefSeq and is a predicted model, not a curated record. The transcript is spliced from 2 exons.